This is a messenger RNA of Colletotrichum karsti, 1800 nucleotides long. Its product is annotated as glycoside hydrolase family 79 protein. The coding region runs from base 1 to 1800 and encodes 599 amino acids. NCBI's taxonomy places the organism in Eukaryota, Fungi, Ascomycota, Sordariomycetes, Glomerellales, Glomerellaceae. The transcript has a single exon. The record is from RefSeq and is a predicted model, not a curated record.
AUGGCGCCGACGCAGAGCCGCCUCCUCGCUGGCUUCGGCCUCUUCUCUGCCGCCUUCGCAGCCACCCUAUCGCUCUCCGAAGACGUUCCGUCCGGCAUCUCCGCCACCGUGGACCCGUCGUUUGCGGGCUUUGGCAUCGAGCUCGACCACCUCUACUACUUCAUGGGAGACGAGACUCCCAACGAUCUCACCCUCAACCUCAUCAACAACCUCGCCAACUUCACCGGUCGGCCACCGCACAUGAGAUUGGGCGGCAACACGCAGGAUUACCUGAUUUACGACGACUCGCAAAACGACUGGCUUAUCAAGCCGAACCCGCGACCCACAGCGCCCGGAAACGUCCCGGCGGACAACUUCAUCGUCGGCCCGAAAUUUAUGGAGAUCGCGAACCGACUGCCGAAGGGUACCCCCGUAACAUGGGGUCUCAACCUGGGAUAUGCAGAGUCGGAUUACAUCGAGAAGCUCACGACUAUGGCCACGCAAAUUAUCGAGCGAUGCACCAACAUCAACCUAGUUUCUUUCGAGUUCGGCAACGAGCCAGACCUGUAUGGCGAUAACGGAUUCAGGAAGGGAACCUGGUCGGGGUCGGUGUACGCUAAGGAGUGGCUUGACCGCGCCCGCGCCAUCUGGGAGGAGGUUUUGCAGCCGCGCGGCUUGCACAGCAACUUCUUCGAGUCAUCCGCUUCGACAGCUUGGGUGGCGGGUACCGGAUUUGAGAUCAAGGAUCUCGAGAGCUACCUCGAUGUUAAGGCCAACGACUCAGACACCGGAUUCCUGUCCAGCUGGAACCAACAUAACUACUACUACUUCGUCGGAUCAUUCCCAUACCCGCUGACGUUGGACUACAUGAUGCACUUCAUCAACACCCAAAGACAGUUCGCCACGAUCGAAACUCAGAUCGACCAGGCGAAGACAACGCCAUACCCGUUCGCUCUGAGAGAGAUGUCCGUCGUCGGACCUCUUGGUGUCGAGGGCCUGAGCGACACUUUCGCAGCAGCUCUGUGGACUUUCGACUUCCUCCUCUACGCCGCUACGCUCAACAUUUCAUCUGUUCAGUUUCACAUGACCUAUGACAGCAAUUCCAGUGUUUGGCAGCCGACACGCAUGUUCGGUCGCGACCGCUUUGUCCGGCCUCUUUACUACGGCAUCGCCGCGUUCGCGCAGACCAUUGGCCGUUCCUGCACCGCGCGAAUCGCCGAGACCAACAUCACGGACGCGCCAUCCGGGUACGAUGGCUACCUGAAGGCCUACUCUGUGUACCAGAGCGACUCGCUCUCCUCCGUCGUCCUCUUCAACGGCAAGAUCUCCAACGUGUCUGAGUCGUCAAAGUCUCAAAUCACCGUCGAUCUGACGUUCCCGACCAAGCUCGCCGGCGAGACGCUGCACCUGGGAUACCUGACCAGCGACGGCUCCGACGCCACCCACGGAACGACGUGGAACGGCAUCAGCUUCGAGCAGGACAACAAGGGCACCCAGUCGCAGGUCUCUAGCGAAGACAUCACGGUCAAGGUCGAGGGCGACGGCAAGGCGAGCAUUCCCCUAAGAGACGCCGAGGCUGUCGUCGUCAACGUCGGUGCCCGGGUCGGCACCUCGGAGGCGGAUCCGACGGCGUGCGACGCUUUGACGUCCGCGUCUCCGGGAGUCGGUACGGCGACUACUUCGACCCCGGGGCCCGCCGGGGAACCCAACAACUCUUCGGACGACGACGAUAGUGCGGCGGGAAGUUUGUUGGCUGGCAAAGCUGUUUACGGUUGCAUUGCGUGGAGUUUGGCAUUUACUCUGGGAGCCUUGCUUUUCUAG